Penicillium taxi is the source of this 3693-nucleotide messenger RNA. RefSeq names its product putative cell division control protein Cdc25. Gene Ontology annotation, molecular function: guanyl-nucleotide exchange factor activity; protein binding. Gene Ontology annotation, cellular component: plasma membrane. The record is from RefSeq and is a predicted model, not a curated record. NCBI's taxonomy places the organism in Eukaryota, Fungi, Ascomycota, Eurotiomycetes, Eurotiales, Aspergillaceae. Gene Ontology annotation, biological process: Ras protein signal transduction; positive regulation of GTPase activity. The coding region runs from base 1 to 3693 and encodes 1230 amino acids. The transcript is spliced from 3 exons.
AUGUUCGAAUUCGGCGUCGUUGAGGCCGUCAAUACGGGAUCUACGCUUACGACUACCAAAACCGGGGCUUUUGCGACCGCUUUCGAGUACACCGACGAACAGACCACCCAACCCACAGUUACAACUCUACGGAGUAGGGGGAGUAGCGUUUCAAAACAUAGCAAUCCAUCAAAUCAAUCCCCCUUGAAGAUGGCUACCGGAUAUGCGGCCACCCCUGAGCCACCCGCGCUUUUUGUGCGGGCCAUGUACGAUUACGAUGCUGACGACCACACCAGUCUCAGUUUCCGCCGAGGAGAUAUAAUACAGGUUCUCAACCAACUAGAAACCGGAUGGUGGGAUGGAGUUAUUGAUAAUGUCCGCGGCUGGUUCCCCAGCAAUUACUGUACAAUGAUCACGGAGGCAGAUGAUUUCGGAGAGCAAAUGACACAGACACACGAAGACACCGAUAUUAACACCGAAUCCAGCUUGGAUGAUGAUUAUGGUAAUAGCCACGAAGAGGAGGAGGAUUUGGACUCCGAAGUGAACCAGCGCGACUCACAGUCUGCUCUACCGAUAGAGAGUACCUCUGAACCCAAGGAACAGGAAGAAGCAGCAUUUUGGAUUCCGCAAGUCACCCCCGACGGCCGUCUAUUCUAUUUCAACACCCUUACUGGAUACUCGACCCACGAAAUGCCAUUUGAGAAUCCGACUUCAACAGACGAGAGUGGUCCUGACCGUACCCACUUCUUUGUCCCUGAGCAGACUCGACCGCCUCCUGAGUUGAUGGCGCGCGGAUUUGAGCGAGAUGAAGAUGAUUAUGACGGCUCGGCUUCUGAGGCAGAAGGAGAAUCGCUUAUGCUGAGUAGCUCUCAUGACUCUCUGUCUCGUCAUCGUCAAUCCCUCAUUGAUGGUGUGUCUCCUGCUACCUCUAUGGAUUCGUUGUACCCCCCUGGACCGAAAGAUUCCAAGACAUUGCAGACAAACAAGAGCCCGUCAUUUAGCAGCAACGGGGGAACUAGUACUAGCAAAUUCAUCACUGAAAGCUUCUCUCGACCUUCAAUUUCCUCCGGUACUCCUCAACACUUUGUGGAUGAUGGUGUUGCGUCACCAGUCACUUGGCCUGCCCUCGUGGACAACAUGCGAUCAGCCAUUGACGCCUACCGCAAGGCUCUCUAUCGCCAUGAACGAUCUGAGUAUGUAAGAAGGGCGGAGGAUAUCUCCGAUCAUCUGCGCAUGCUCUUGGCAGCUGGAUCUGACACAACUGAUAACCAUUCCGGCAACCCCUCGAUCAUUUCCACCAAUAAGGCGCUGUACCCUUACUUCCGGGACACGAUGUCGAAAUUCUCCAAGUUGGUUCUCUCGUCACAUAUCGCAGCCGCCGAUUGGCCCAGUCUCGACUCUGAAAAUAAAUGCCUGUUGGAGGCCGACGGUGUCAUGCAGGGAGUAUACGGUUAUGUGGACGUUGCCCGCCAGCAGCGCGGGGACAGCAUUCACCGGAUCAUUCCUGGGUUUGUUAAUGGUAGUGUGUGUGGUGGCAGUUGGCAAAAUAACGGCGUCACUUUGAAUAAUGCUGGCCCGACGUCCUUCCUUGCACCUGAGGGCGAUGCGCGAGCCGAACCUUCAGUCACUCUUGAUAAUAAGCUCCUCGAUCAGGUUGAUAUCCUCCGGAGGUCCUUUGUGGGUUGUGUUCGUCGACUGGAGGAGCGAUUAACCAUGGACCAAAAGAUCGUCACACACCCAGAGCACUCAGAGUUCGCGGAUGAUGUUGCCGUUGCAGCGAUCAAGGUCCUUAAUCAAUUCAAACCCUGGAUUGAGAUUAUUGAAUCGGUCAACCUUGUCCCUCUUGGCACAACCUUCCAGAAUCCUCAAUUGGUAGAUUUCAGCUUGCAAAAGCAACGAGUGUACGAUGGAGUUGGAGAUUUCAUCGUAACCACCCAGGCAAUUUCCGCUCCUCUAUCUGACGAGUGGUCGGAGUUACGCGGUGAUUCUCUCGAAGAUCGUAUCACUGCCUUGCGACUUGUGAUUAAACAGUUGGAGAACUACGUCUCUCAGAUAGGUUUCUCGCUAGCCUUGCUCCUGGAGCAAAUUCCCGACGAUACCCUUCGAAGCGAAAGCCGCUUGGACGAAGAAGACGAGCGACUCAGCAACGGUACGCACAGCCGCAGUGGAUCUCAAAGCAAUAUCGCCGAAGAGUCGAUUGGCAUUCCGUCUUCUUACGCCCUCGGCAAGGGUAACAAGGUGCGGCGCAACAUGGACAAGGCCCAGAGAUUCUUCGGCCAGGCACCACCUGCAACGGUUACCCGCGAGCCACAGAUCCGGGAGCCUGUCAAAGAGCCCGAGGAGACUCCAUGGUACUUGAACAUGGAUCACGAGGGCGAGGUGUUUUACGAUACUAAAGGAGAUGUACCCAUGCUUAAAUGUGGAACAUUGGCUGGUUUGGUAGAACAUCUUACGCGCCACGACAAGCUCGAUGCAUCCUUCAACAACACUUUCCUUCUCACCUAUCGCUCAUUCACCUCCGCAACCGAACUCUUUGAACUUCUCGUGCAGCGCUUCAAUGUCCAGCCUCCAUUUGGGUUGAAUUCAGAUGAAAUGCAAGUGUGGAUUGAUCGGAAACAAAAACCUAUAAGAUUCCGCGUAGUCAACAUUCUCAAGAGUUGGUUUGACCAUUUCUGGAUGGAGCCCAAUGAUGAAGUGAAUAUGCAACUUAUGCGACGGGUACAUUCGUUUACGAAGGAAUCAGUCGCUACUACCAAGACUCUUGGUGCUCCUGCACUACUUACUGUCGUUGAGCAACGACUGCGUGGCCAGGACACCAGUGGCAAGCGACUUGUACCUACCCAAAACGUCGCAGCACCACCACCAAUCGUUCCGAAGAACAUGAAGAAGCUCAAGUUCCUCGAUAUUGAUGCUACAGAGUUUGCCCGACAGUUGACUAUCGUCGAGUCGCGUCUUUAUUCUAAAAUUCGACCUACAGAGUGUUUGAAUAAGACCUGGCAGAAGAAAGUUGGCCCUGAGGAGCCAGAGCCGGCUGCUAAUGUCAAGGCUCUGAUUUUGCACUCCAACCAGUUGACAAAUUGGGUGGCUGAAAUGAUCUUGACACAAAGCGAUGUCAAGAAGCGUGUAGGCGUUAUCAAGCACUUUGUCAACGUUGCUGACAAAUGUCGCUCGCUCAACAAUUACUCCACCCUAACAUCUAUCAUCUCUGCUCUUGGAACCGCUCCCAUUCAUCGCCUUGGUCGCACUUGGAGCCAAGUCAGCGGCCGUACUCAUGCAAUUCUUGAGCAGAUGCGUCGCCUUAUGGCAAGCACAAAGAAUUUUGGCGAGUAUCGCGAGACCCUGCAUCUUGCCAAUCCUCCUUGUAUUCCAUUUUUUGGUGUCUAUCUCACAGAUUUGACUUUUAUUGAGGAUGGUAUCCCAUCUCUUACGCCAUCUGAACUUAUCAACUUCAACAAGAGAGCGAAGACUGCAGAGGUUAUCCGGGACAUCCAGCAGUAUCAGAACGUCCCCUAUCUCCUUCAACCCGUACCGGAACUACAGGAUUAUAUCCUCAGUAAUCUUCAAGCUGCCGGUGAUGUUCACGACAUGUAUGACCGAAGUCUCGAGAUCGAGCCUAGAGAACGUGAAGAUGAGAAAAUCACAAGGUACGAAGCCGCAAACAAAGAGUCUAAAACCUCGAUGUAUUUUGCAAGCACCGUCGCAAGAAUGCGAUAA